Saprolegnia diclina VS20 is the source of this 1713-nucleotide messenger RNA. RefSeq lists its product as hypothetical. NCBI's taxonomy places the organism in Eukaryota, Oomycota, Saprolegniomycetes, Saprolegniales, Saprolegniaceae. Gene Ontology annotation, biological process: translational elongation. The transcript has a single exon. The record is from RefSeq and is a predicted model, not a curated record. Gene Ontology annotation, molecular function: translation elongation factor activity; glutathione transferase activity. Bases 378 to 1628 code for a protein of 416 amino acids.
CUUGGAGCAAGCGGCCAACAACCCUGCGCGAAUCCCGUUGGCAGUUGAGCCUUCUCGACCUCUUGAGGCCAGCACUUGGUCUCACCUUCUUCAUGGCAUUGCCCAACAUGCUCGCUGGUGGGGCUGGCCAGUGCUUGACCACCCCCAACACAGUGGUUACUCGUUACCUUCCGCAAGACCUUGCACUCGAGUGCAGAGUGCAGUGGAGAGAGUGCGUCCAUCGCUUCUUGCCAGCAACGACGGACCGGCCAAUCCUUUCUCAGUAUCGUCUCAAUUCGACCCAGUGUUCAAACAGAAUCUGUAUCGAAUGUGAGAGGGAAUCCAAAUGAGUGGUGCAUCGGCGCCUCGGCGUGUGAGGUCACUUUUGCUUUUCCACGAUGGCUUACACGUUGUACGCGCCCCAGGCCGGCUCCCGCGCCUUCAAGAUCUUGAUCGCUGCCGAAUACAACGGCGUCGACCUCAACGUCCCCGAGACGUUCGUCAUGGGCGUCGACAACAAGACGCCCGAGUUCCUCGCGCUCAACCCGCUCGGCAAGGUCCCGGUCCUCGCGACCCCCGAAGGCCCGAUCUACGAGUCGAACGCGAUCGCUCGCUACGUCGCGCGCCUCCGCGCCGACACGGGCCUCACGGGCAAGACCUUCUACGAGUCGGGCCAGGUCGACCAGUGGGUGGACUUCGUCACGAACGAGAUGGAGACGCCGCUCGGCGCCCUCCUGUACCCGAUCUUCGGCUACGCCAAGUACAACCACGACGUGCACACGAAGGCCCUCGAGGACAUCAAGAAGUCGCUCCACAUCCUCGAGAACCACUUGCUCCUCCGCACGUACUUCGUCGGCGAGCAGGUCACGCUUGCUGAUAUCUGCGUCUUCGGUGCCUUGAUCUACCCGUUCAAGUUCAUCUUUGACAAGGACUUCCGCAAGCCGUUCUCGAACCUCUCGCGUUGGUUCUCGACGGUCGCCAACCAGCCCGAGUUCGCCGCCAUUGUCGGUGACGUCCCGCUCUGCGACGUCGCCACGGUCGCCGAAGGCGCCCCGGUCAAGGAGGCCAAGAAGGCCGCCGCCCCGGCCAAGAAGGAGAAGAAGGCCGCCGCCCCCAAGGACGACGACGAUGAUGUCUUCGAGGCCCCCAAGGAGAAGAAGGUCGAGCACCCGCUCGCCAUCCUCAACCGCGAGUCGCCGGCUUCGAUGAAGCUCGAUGACUGGAAGGUCUGCUACUCGAACACCAAGGACCUCUCGAAGGCCAUGGAGUGGCUCUGGGCCAACGUGGACACGAAGGACUACUCGUUCUGGUUCAUGAAGUACAACUACAACGAGGAGAACAAGAAGAUGUUCAUGACGUGCAACGCCGUCGGCGGCUUCAUCCAGCGCUCGGAUGCCAUGCGCAAGUUCUCGUUCGGUGUCAUGGACGUCCUCGGCGCCGAAGGUGGCCUCAUCGAAAUCGUCGGCUGCUGGAUGUUCCGCGGCCAGACCGCUGAGCACAUGAUCGAAGCCAACCCGGAUGCCGAGUACUACACGUGGACCAAGGUCGACACGCUCGACGACGCCGCCAAGGCCCGCAUUGCCGCCUACUGGUGCAACGAAGACGACCUCGAGGGCAAGCCCAUCGCCGACGGCAAGGUCUUCAAGUAAAUCGUGUAAUCCAAUAUGCGCCUUCGCUGUAGAUGAGAUCAAUUAAUUAAUAGGGUUGCUGUAAUAUAUCCUAUGUCAACCCCAA